Messenger RNA from Patiria miniata (bat star), 1432 nucleotides. RefSeq names its product alpha-N-acetylgalactosamine-specific lectin-like. The record is from RefSeq and is a predicted model, not a curated record. The coding region runs from base 134 to 634 and encodes 166 amino acids. Lineage: Eukaryota; Metazoa; Echinodermata; Asteroidea; Valvatida; Asterinidae. The transcript has a single exon. Gene Ontology annotation, molecular function: signaling receptor activity.
AACUCAUGCAGCAAAUUGGGAAACCUUAAUAUGGGAUGUUGAAUAGCGGAGCACUUUAUGUUUCCAGAUCAUUCAUCGACUGCAACUAGCCUCGGUAAGAACACACAGCAAACCUGACUUGAAGAUCGUCAUCAUGGCUUUCCGUAAGAUUUCGUGCGUGAUGUUCUUUGUGGUCCUCGGUUUAGUAUCCGCGGAUGCCUGCUGUCCACCGCUCUGGACAGGCUACGGUAACUACUGCUACCGUUUCUUCGGUCCUCCCAAGACCUGGCAAUCGGCAGAGGAGCACUGCCAAGAGUUCUUCACCCGAAACGGCCAGGGGCACCUGGCGUCCAUCCACAGUUCCGGGGAGAACUACUUAAUGCUCCAGAUGUGGAGUACCUCUCUGGUACCAAAUGAGGAGAUUGUGGGAGCUCACGUCUGGAUUGGGCACAGUGACCUGGCGAAUGAAGGAAGCUUCACAUGGAGUGACGGGACGAGCUUUGACUACAACGCCGGAUGGCUUACUGGACAACCGGACGACUCUGGAGAAGCCGAGGACUGCGGCUCUUUCUGGAGAAACACCGAGCGGGUUGGAUGGAAUGAUGACCGUUGCCUUUGGGCUCUCCCAUACCUUUGCAAGAUGCCCUCAAAUUAGAACAGAGAGAAGUAAAGGGGUAAACCACCGCUAUUCCCAGAUGGUACAACAAUGACUAACCUGUUAUCCAAUAUCCUGUCACCAGGCGGAAUCACUGACUUGCAAAGACAAUUACGAACAAUUCACUGGGUCUUAUCAACAAUUCACUGGGUCUUGUAGCCUGGCUUUGCGUGCCCUACGGAACAUGAUAUCCUAACGACAGUUAGGUGACGAUUUAGGUUUAAUUGGAAAUUGGUCUUGUUUACAAACGUUGCGAAACAUCAACUUUAGCCGACGCACCCACAUUGAAAACUGGAUGAGUGACUGCAUGAUGUUCUCUCAAUGAUGAGCGCUUUCUAAGCAUUCCUUCGAACCAUUUCACUACAUAAUCACCGCAUUUUUGAAUGAAGGUAAUUUCAGUAAGUUCGGUGCCUGAUGAUCAUGUUUCAUAAACACUUUAAUUCUCGCAUCGGUUCACACUGGAUUUUUGUUCUACUAUAUUAUUAACCUCACUGACUCUUUGGAUCUGACACAAGUCACAAAAACGACUUAAAUACUUUCGACAGCCUCAGAUCAGUGGCACUUCAAGUUCAUUUCUUAAUAAUUUCCAGUUGAUUUUAUAGCUUUCAUGUGAAUUGGCUUUUAAAAACUGCAUUGGUAUGACUUUGCUCGACAUAAAGACGGUUUGAUAAGAAAAGCAAAUAUCUAUAGACAGCACGUGUAUAUGUAGCUAGCUGGCCCUGCAUACUGAACUUGUAGCUUUUAGAUUACGCUUCAAGCAGUAGGUAAUUAAGCCUGCAUUAAAAAAGAAACAAGUUA